AUGUCGUCGAUCAAUAGGUGUUACACCGUUUUGCCACAGUUCCCAGAUUACACAGUGUCGAUUUCGCUGUUUGAGGAUGUGUCUAACGCUCAGGAGCUUCGAUCAAAAGUUGCUGAGCUGCCAUUCGCUUUGAUCGAUGCUAGGGCUAUAUGCUCGAGAGAACAAUUGCUCUCAGCAAUCUAUCGAGCACUUGUUGAGGUUUCCUAUAACAAGAGGAGAACAAAAAGCUUACAUUCAGAGUGUCUGCUGUGUCUGUCACCGUCAUCGAACAUUGGCGAAGCAUUCAAGAAUUUUGGGCUGAAGGAUGACUGCAAGACACUGAUUGCUGUCCAAAUACUGGGGCCAAAUGACCAAAAUGCAGUAGAGAGGCUUGGCGAAGAGAUCCAUGGUCGGGAGGUCGAGUUGCUUGAUCAAACACUUCAACAACACUGCGACGAGACCUUUAUAAGGAAGGUAUGUGGUCAUCAACGUUAG
This is a messenger RNA of Torulaspora globosa, 474 nucleotides long. It is a transcript of the gene CGI121, whose product is annotated as Cgi121p. Gene Ontology annotation, biological process: telomere maintenance via recombination; tRNA threonylcarbamoyladenosine modification. The transcript has a single exon. Bases 1 to 474 code for a protein of 157 amino acids. The record is from RefSeq and is a predicted model, not a curated record. Lineage: Eukaryota; Fungi; Ascomycota; Saccharomycetes; Saccharomycetales; Saccharomycetaceae. Gene Ontology annotation, cellular component: nucleus; cytosol; EKC/KEOPS complex.